AGAAAGAGGCUUAUUGAAGGUACUGAAAAGGAUACAAAAUGUAUUCUACUGCUCCUUGCUGCAAUCCUUCACAGAGUGGCCAGUGCCCCGGAGUCUGUGUUUGCUCUAGAGGGAAAAUCUAUCACCCUGACCAUGAAGGGAAAUUACAGUCUGGAUCUAUAUGAGAUCAACUGGAUCUUAAAUGACACAUAUAAUGUUGUUAAAUAUUAUCCACCUUAUAAUACAUCUGGCAAACUAGUUGUCUCUGAGUGGUAUAAGGGCAUAGUGGAGCUUAAUUACACCACCUUCUCUCUGGAGCUGAGGAACCUGCAGAAGAAUGACAGCGGACUCUACAGAGGAGAGAUAAUUACUGUGGGGAGUAAUUUUGUUGUUGAGUACAGGCUCUCUAUUUUCGAGCAAGUGUCCCCUAUCUUGUCUGUGCAGCCUGUCCUGUCCAGUGGUGACCUCUGUAACAUCACAGUGACCUGUACAGCUGGUGACCUCUCUCUGACCUCCACCUGUGACAGCAGCACCUGCACACAGAAGGAGCUGACUGGGUCCUCAAGUCUGGCCAUCUUUAUUAGAGAUGGUGUCAUCAUCUGCAACCAUAGCAACCCACUCAGCUGGAGUAAUUCCACAGUAACACUGUGCCAAGAUACACCAGUCCUUGCAGAGUCUCACAGGGGUGACACAGAACUCUUACGGAAACUUCUUGUCGCUGGAGGACUAGCACUAGGAGGACUUUUAAUUUGUGGAGUUCUGUAUUUCCGAAUGCAUGUGACAAGUAAAGGCAGUUUAUCUUUACACAUUUAUCAGUCAGUGGAGGCUCUGAGUACAUCACCAGAUGUGAAGAGAUCAAAUCUCACCAAGUCUCAGUGUUCCUCAUCCUAUGCUGAGAUAGGCCCCUCACAGAAUGCACUGCGGCUGAGUUCAGUUGAAUGUCCUCCCUGCACCUAUUCCCAGAUCCAGCCCCACACCGGCCCCAGCACAGACCUGGACACAACUAAGCCAGAGCACGUCUACUCAUCUGUCUCAAAUGUUUAAAACGUACAAGACCAAGAUUGAUAGAUAUAAUAGUCAGCAGCACAAAACACAAAACUUACAAGCAUGGAUACAGCAAGUUUUUUGGCACCUUUCAUCUUACAACACCUUAAAACCUGUAUCAAGACAUACAAAGGAUAAACAUUUUGCAUUUUUAUUUAUGCAGAUUCAAAUAACCUCAUUACGUGAAUACAAAGGUGACAGACUUAACAAAAUUAAAUUACACAGCAAUAUACAGCGCUCACCAAGGAAUGCUAAAUGUGACAGUAGAAUUUUUUCUAUUGUCAUUAAAAAGUAAGGUCAAAGUUUGUACAAAUAAAGUACAACCUAGCAAAGGCAAAUCAUGUAUUUAUAGACCUUGUCUUUUCAAAUAACACAUGCAAGUCUGUGUAGCCCUAUCGUCAAAUAUUGCUCAAAUAUCUAUGUUUGUUCAAAUGUGCCUUUGGUAUUGUAUACUAUGCAUUUGCAUGUGUUUGCUUGCCUUUAUACAAUAUGGAAGUUAUUAAAGAUUAAUAUAUAAUUGAAGAGUUUUUAAAGCUAUAUGUCUAGACUUUUCUGGCCUUUAUUGGUGGUGUGGUGCACACAUAGUAAAUGAGCAUGAGAGAUCUGAAGUGGAAUCAAGAAAUGACCUCAAACCUGCAUUGAUUCUCAGCACUGGAUUCACAUGCAGUAUAUGACAAGCCAACACUGCACUGUGCUUGGCUACCACAUAAAAUAUGUGUGAUUUUAUAUUUAUCAUUACAUUUACUUCAUAAUACCCCUAUAGAAAAUGAGGCCAUUCACUGUCCUCAGAUUCAGACAUUAUGGAUGAGUGAUCUUGUAUUUUUCUGACAUGUCACGUUCUCAGAUUCAGAAUGAAACCGAGAUCAGGGUGGACAUUGAGUUUCUGUUCCUCUCCUGGGGUUCCUAUCCUUAGAUGCAAGAUGCAAAGCCAUUUGUUUGUAUUCAGCAAAAUACUAUAUGUGACACCUUCUUCACAUUCUAUGACACCUUCUACUGUCUGUAAGCCAGUGCUCAUGCACUGCUCAUGCACAGCCAUGUGGCUUCUGCAGAGCUGCUCACUCCAACAGCCAAUCAACAUGUUGCUUCAGUAGCAUAGAAAGGAGAAGUGAGCAUCACCACUGGCACAACCACAAGAGUGUGAAUUUCCACUCAGCUCACUCCGUUAGGGCUCACUCCUUCAGCUCUUCAUCACUUGAACACACCUUUAAGACUAACUCAGAAAACACAGAAUGUGGACAGGGACCAAGAAUAGAAAUAGAACAAAACAGAAAAUAUCUUUCCCCUUUCUUUUUCCUUUUAAAAAAUAUUAAUGUGGAGGAUUGGCCUAGUGAUCUUAACAAUAAGAAUAACUGAAAUGUGUUUUUCAUCACCUCUGUGUGUGCAAGCUGUGCAAAGUGGCACGUGGCGCGGAAGCAGUGACCUUUUGGUUCUUGACCACAUGUUUCAUUAUUUCAAGUGUGUGGUGUCAUCUUAUCUCAUCUCAUCUAGCUAAGCUGCAUAAACUUCCUUUAACCUAUUUGUUUUAAUGUCAGCAUGGUUAGACAACAGCAAUACUAACACCCCAGAACUGCUUAGAAAUAUACAAUAGCCCAUUAUUUUAACCGUAGGCCUACAGGUCAACCUCUUUAAUGGAAUACAUAAAACAUCCUAAAUGCAUUGGACUUGCUACACACCUUAAAUGCAUUGUAUGCACUUUUUACCUCCUUCUCUCUCAAUCUAUUUAUUU
Sardina pilchardus (European sardine) is the source of this 2749-nucleotide messenger RNA. Its product is annotated as SLAM family member 5-like. The transcript has 7 exons. NCBI's taxonomy places the organism in Eukaryota, Metazoa, Chordata, Actinopteri, Clupeiformes, Clupeidae. The record is from RefSeq and is a predicted model, not a curated record. The coding region runs from base 133 to 1023 and encodes 296 amino acids.